UUAAAUUUAUUAUUAACAAUUAUAAUGGAUCCUUUGUUCGAAGCGAUAAGUUUAUUGCAACGUCGAAAUUAUGAGAAAUGCAUUGAGAGGUGUAACAUCAUUUUGGAGAAAAAUUCGAAUGAUGAAGCUGCUUGGGUACUAAAAAUGAGAGCAAUGACUUUACGAGUUUAUAUAGACGAUUUAGAUGCUGAUGAUGGUGGCUUACCAGAUAGUGAACUGGAUUCGGCCGCUAUUGCCGACGCACCUCGUCCUGGUACAUCUCUGCGGGUAACCUCAACAGCUGGUGCGACUGCAAACCUAGCCCAAAGAGCCGCGACGUCCUCGACUGCCAGACCGAGAACAUCCACUGGUCGACCUAUUACCGGAAUGGCGCGAUUAGACACGAUGGGAUCUCGUUCCAACACGUCAGGGGGUGCGAGAUCUUUGACGGCCGCUCUACGUACAGCCAGAGGCACUACUGGGUCUGCAAGAUCCUUAAGACUUGGCACAGCAUCUACAUUAGCUCUUAGAGAUGGAGGACCUUUAAUGGCACAAGCUACAAGGUUAAAUGUUGGACGAUACGCAGGCGACGGAAAAAUUGCCAAGCCGCUCUUUGAGUAUUUGUAUUACCACGAAGGCGAUACUAGAAAGGCGAUGGAUCUUUGUGCACAAGCAUCUCAAAAGUGUCAAUUUUCUGAUUGGUGGUGGAAACUACAAUUAGCCAGAUGUUAUACACAACUAGGGCUGCACAGAGAUGCGGAGCGCCAGUUGCGCAGUUCUUUAGGUCAGGGUGCUCCUAUAGAAGCAGCGUUGCUUUUAUCAAGAGUUUAUGUGAAAAUCGAUCAACCAUUAAGUGCCUUGGCCGUAUGCAAAGCCGCUUUAGAGAAAGGCCCUCGAGAAGUUGCAUUAUUAACGGAACAAGCAAGAGUCUUAGAAGCUUUAGACGAUUUAUCAGCAUCAGUUGUGAUGUACAGACAGAUUAUGAUAGAAGAUGCAAUGAACACCGAAGCUUUAGCAUGUGUUGCCGUUCAUCACUUUUAUAAUGAUCAACCGGAAAUUGCUUUAAGAUAUUACAGGAGGAUACUGUCGAUGGGUGCAUUAAGUGCUGAAUUAUUUAAUAAUUUAGCUCUUUGUUUUUUAUAUUCAAGACAAUUAGAUUUAGUUCACAGCUGCUUUCAACGAGCUUUGCAAAUGGCCACAACGCCCGAACAGCGCGCGGACGUCUGGUACAAUUUAUCUUUUGUAGCCAUGAAUUCGGGAGAUUUGGGCUUGGCGCGUCGAUGUCUCCGGCUUACGAUAGGAUGCAAUGCGGCGCAUGCCGCUGCGCUGAACAACCUCGCCGUCUUGGAGCAAUGGGGCUACACGGGACAAACUGAAUCCACCGGCCGACUGAGGGGACGAGCUAAGGCAUAUAUGACCAGUGCUAUUGCACUGGAACCAAAUACACCAGAAAUACAACACAACGCUGCUAUGUUUCAUUUAGUUUAA
This is a messenger RNA of Ctenocephalides felis (cat flea), 1467 nucleotides long. RefSeq names its product tetratricopeptide repeat protein 8 (gene BBS8). The record is from RefSeq and is a predicted model, not a curated record. The coding region runs from base 25 to 1467 and encodes 480 amino acids. Gene Ontology annotation, molecular function: protein binding. Gene Ontology annotation, biological process: non-motile cilium assembly. Gene Ontology annotation, cellular component: BBSome; non-motile cilium; ciliary basal body. The transcript is spliced from 8 exons. Lineage: Eukaryota; Metazoa; Arthropoda; Insecta; Siphonaptera; Pulicidae.